CCAGAAUCGUAGAUAUUGUACUGAUCUCUAUAAUAGUCGAGUACACAAAAUGGAGCCGUUAGCGCCACGUGCGUCCGCCAAACUCAUUGCUUCGUGUGCAAAAAACGUCACCAUAAAGCAAGAGGGAAUAAGAAAAACAACCGAACUAAUUAAUCCUGAGCUGGAACAGAGUUUAUAUUCUGUAAAAAAUUGGAGACAGCACGAAUUGCAUCCUAAAGAUUUGAACAAUGCUACAGUUGACUGGAUAUUUGUGUUGGAUACACUCAACUUUUCGUUCUGGGUUGAGGAUUCAUCUCCACCAUUUGUCGUGAAAUAUCAUGGCAAAUGUUAUAGAUACUGGGCUCUAUGUGCAGCCAUUCAUCGAGCAUUAGAGGAUGGAAUUCCAAUUACAACACCUUCUUACUAUGCCAGCAUCACUGAAGCAGAAUUGAGAAAGGUUUUUAAAUCAGAGACAUCAACAGACAUUCCUCUUUUGCCAGAAAAUCUAAACCAAACUGGUGGUGUUCUUGUUGAGCUAUAUGCGAAUACCUUGAAUGUGGUGAAAUCUUGCAACCAAAGUGCCCAAAUGUUACUUGCAACAGUCGUGGAACAGUUCCCAUGUUGUGAUGUUGCCACAUUUUGUGGUACCAAGGUCAGCUUCCAUAAACGGGCUCAAAUCUUAAUUGCAGACAUAUGGGCUUGUUUUGAAGGGAAGGAUCUGGGCAAUUUUAUUGACAUAGAAACUCUAACAAUGUUUGCUGACUACCUUGUUCCAAGAGGACUUCAAUUUUUCAAUGUGUUGGAGUAUUCAGACUCUCUGCAUGACAAACUGACAUCUGGUGUACUUAUUCCCAAUGGAGGUGAACUGGAAGUUGAAAUUCGGGGAUGUAGUAUACAUGCUGUGGAACUGAUUUGCAAUGAAUUGCAAAAGCUCCAAAGAGAUAGGAUCGGUAGAAAAGUGGUGAUAAAUUCAAUUCUUGUUGAUUUCUUCUUGUGGGAUUACAUCAAAUCUCACGAAGAUAAAAUGCAAGGGUUUCCCAUUCAUAAAACAAGAAGCAUAUUUUAUUGAAGGGAGAAAAUGAAAGGUUCUUGUCUUUUUGAAGAAGAAAUUCUUAAUUUAUAACUGUGAUUUAAUGGUCAAGUAGCAAUUGCUGAAAGAUUCAUUGGAUGGAUUCGACAUGCUCAAUUUAUGUUCACUUUCAAUAAGUAAAUUAUUUAUACUUGCAUGUUUAAAUAUUUACAUAAUCAUUUAUUUUUAGUUGCACUAAUCACUGUGGGACUUUUAAACAGUGAUAACAAAUACAUAUUUAAAUAAGUAUAGUAAAACCUAAUUUGUACAACAUUUGAAACAA
Xenia sp. Carnegie-2017 is the source of this 1331-nucleotide messenger RNA. RefSeq names its product queuosine salvage protein-like. NCBI's taxonomy places the organism in Eukaryota, Metazoa, Cnidaria, Anthozoa, Malacalcyonacea, Xeniidae. The record is from RefSeq and is a predicted model, not a curated record.